AUGGUGUCUUUUCAUAGAAGAAUGAAUGCUGACGAUCUGUUUUCUGUUACACACAUCCAGAACGACCCCUUUACCGUCACUUUCAACCCACGAUUCUACAAUACUUACCUUUCCAGAUUUGCAGAGCAAUGCUAUGUCUAUUCCUCAGCAACCGGUGGGAUCAAGGGCUACAUGAUUGCUAAGGACGAAGGAUAUGCCGAAAAGAAUGAGUACCACGUUCACAUUAGUGCAGUGACUGUCGCACCAGAAUAUAGGCGCCAGGGCGUCUCCCGCUCUCUCAUUGACCGCCUCGAAAACGACAUUGGAAGAGCAUUUAACUGCACCUUCUGCGAUCUCUUCGUAAAGGCCACAAAUUCCACCGCAAUCUCCGUCUAUCAGAAUCUGAACUACGUUGUGUACCGGAGGAUCAGGAAGUAUUACGAUAAAGAAGACGGACUCGAUAUGCGACACUCGCUAUUCGCCGAUCCCACACGUGUCAGUGAGCGCACACCAAAGGGCCAGGGGAUCAUAAAUAAAUGGAUAGACUAUCCUUUGUAA
This is a messenger RNA of Giardia duodenalis, 537 nucleotides long. RefSeq names its product N-terminal acetyltransferase B complex catalytic subunit. The transcript has a single exon. The record is from RefSeq and is a predicted model, not a curated record. Gene Ontology annotation, biological process: N-terminal peptidyl-methionine acetylation. NCBI's taxonomy places the organism in Eukaryota, Fornicata, Diplomonadida, Hexamitidae. Gene Ontology annotation, cellular component: NatB complex. Gene Ontology annotation, molecular function: protein-N-terminal amino-acid acetyltransferase activity. Bases 1 to 537 code for a protein of 178 amino acids.